GCAAACCAACAGGAAAGGAGAGUUGAAAAGUUCCUUCUAUCAAGACAAUAUGAUGAAGCCAUCAAAUGCCACAAGAAAGCUGCUGAAUACCUACUUGAAGCAAUAGAGAAGACCGAAAGCCUGGAGAUACGGCAGAUGCUUCAACUAAAACAUGAUCACCACACACGGCAGCCUGCCCUCUUGGAAGAAACUCAACGAAGAGAGAAACGAAAGAAACAACUCUUAAUUGAAAUGAGUCAAAGGAAUGAAGAGAAAGAUAUUAAUGCAAAUGAAACCAAUGCAGCUGAUACAGAUAAUACCGAUGGUGGACUUAAGAAUACUCACUCAGAAGAGCAGUACGACUCUGUUGAAAACGCUGACUCAUUACUGCACGUCUUGAAAGAGAACUCAAAGGAGGAGGAUGGAAACGUAACUUACAGAACACCGUAUUUGCUAAGCUAUCUAAAAUCCAUUCCUCUGGCAUCAUGGAUAUCAAGAUCAAAAGAAAAACCUAUUGAAACGUUUAGCAUGGAAACAUGUUCGAAACGGCCAAGUUUUGAGAAAGACAAGAUUAUCCAUAAGUUGCAAGUAACAAUUAUGACUUUAGCAAAAGACUUGUAUAACAGCGAGGAGGAAAAUAAGUACCUUAAAGAAAAAGUUUCCAGUCUUGAAAUGGAAUUAGAAAGAAAUAGAUGUAGUAGAGAUAAUGUACAAGGUGAAGAGAGCCCUCUAUUGGGGUCACUAAACUUGCCCUUUUCAACAGAUAUGGAUGAUACUUCAAAUCUGGAUACUUUCCAGCUUCAUUCUCUUCAACCUUUACCAGAAUUAGAUAUGCCAGAAAACCAAUAAUGUCUGGGAUGUAGUCUUUUUCAACAGAUAUGGAUAAUACUUCAAAUUUGGAUACUUUCCAGCUUAAUUCUGUUUGAUCUUCACCAGAAAUAGAUAUGCCAGAAAACCAAUGUAAUAUCUUCUGCAAACCUCUCGAAAUACAGGAGAAUCUUUCACACUUAUCUGAAAACAAACCCAUCCUCCCCCC
Anneissia japonica is the source of this 1015-nucleotide messenger RNA. Its product is annotated as nuclear receptor-binding factor 2-like. NCBI's taxonomy places the organism in Eukaryota, Metazoa, Echinodermata, Crinoidea, Comatulida, Comatulidae. The record is from RefSeq and is a predicted model, not a curated record. Gene Ontology annotation, biological process: autophagy.